CUGCCGAGCCCGAGACCACUAUAUGUCAGACAGAGUGACCAGUCAAAGCCUCCUCUUCCUCUCAUCAAAUCCAAUUAGUGGAUACUGCCCUGCUUCUGUUACUAUCACACAAUCAUGCAUUGCAGUGCCGUGCAUUGCAUUUGGAAUUCUAGUUAAUGCAACAGCCUUGUCAGAGGGCCUUCAUCUCACUUGUACAGUAGCUAUAGGUGCUUUCUUUGCAUGCAUUUAUAUGCAGCAGAUAUCACCCUCUUCCUCCACCCAACUCCCAACUCCAACUCUUUCAACACACACACACUGACACACUCUCUCCCCCGUGUGAACCAUGAAGCAACAUCUUUCCCACACUGUUCUUCUCCUCGUCCUUCUUUUCCUUUUUUAUUCUUCAAAAUUGUCAGCACAUCCCAUGAUAAGUAAACAAGAGCAAGAGCAGGUAAACUUCAAUGCAAUGACCAGCCAGGACUCUAUUGUGGAAGUGGACAGCAGUAGUGAAUUGCUAAUGGGUUCUGAGGUCUGUGAAACUGGUGAUGAAGAAUGUUUCAAGAGAAGAUUAGUCUCAGAGGCUCAUUUGGACUACAUCUACACCCAGCACCACAAGCCUUGACGACUUACAAAUUCAGAGAGAUUUGAAGUUUCAUGUUUUCUAUUUAAUUUCCAGCUCAGGCCUAGAUUCUAUAGAAUCCAGGUUAAAUUUAUCAGCUUCUUCUCUAAAUGACAGCAUCAUGUUUGAAAGCCACUAGAUUUGGUUUUCAAGGUUCCUUAUUUUCUCUUCAUAAUGUAAUUAUUUUUCUUUUUGUUU
Hevea brasiliensis (rubber tree) is the source of this 796-nucleotide messenger RNA. RefSeq names its product putative phytosulfokines 6. The record is from RefSeq and is a predicted model, not a curated record. Lineage: Eukaryota; Viridiplantae; Streptophyta; Magnoliopsida; Malpighiales; Euphorbiaceae. Gene Ontology annotation, cellular component: extracellular region. The coding region runs from base 323 to 601 and encodes 92 amino acids. The transcript has 3 exons. Gene Ontology annotation, molecular function: growth factor activity. Gene Ontology annotation, biological process: cell population proliferation.